UGGAAGCUGGAAGUUAAUAUAGUUUCUUGUCUUGGUUGGGUUCUUUAAUUUUAUUGCUCAAGCUACUGCCCAGUUCCACGUUUGAGUUCUCUCUUAGAGAGAGAGAGAGAGAGAGAGAGAGAGGUGGAGAAUCUGUAGAUAGUAUAAACAAACAAAGAGUUACAGAGACAACCCAAUUCGGAACUAUUGAAGAAUCAAGAAUGGAUAGUUUGCUUUUCAAAUCAGGGAUUCACGCGGGACUCCCUUCACCCAUCUCUGUUGCUGGAGCAUUCGACGGCCGUACCCACCCGGGGCAUGUCUCUGGUCUGGGACGCUCUGGAGGUGGAGCUUCCACCAACUCUAAUGGACUUUCUCUGGAGAAAUCAACCGCCAGAGCUUCACCUCAAAGACCCCCUUCGUCUUCGAGGUUUCCCUUCACUUUCCCUUUCAGAUCUUUGUGGCCUCGAGGUAGGGUUGGGAAGCCCAAUGACGGUGUCGCCCUCGACGAUGCUGUUGUUAUCGUUGGGAACGGAGAAGACGGAGAAGCGAUUGGUGGUGAUGGAGCCGCGGAGGAAAACGAGCCCUUUCAGUCUGGAGAAAAGAGGGAAAGUUGGGCUCUGAAAAUUCUCCAUGUAAGGUCUCUCUGGUCGGAAGACUCGAAACAGGGUAAUUCUGGCGUAGAGGAAUUGGGGCGAGAGGAGGAGAAGGAGGAGGAGGAAGAGGAGGAAGAGGAGGAAGGGCAGGCUGAGCAGCAGGAGAUCAAAUUUGAUAGGGAUUCUUUCUCCAGGUUGCUCCGCCGAGUGUCCUUGGCAGAGAUCAAACUGUACGCUCAAAUGUCGUAUUUGGGAAACUUGGCUUAUACCAUACCCAAAAUCAAGCCAGGGAAUCUCCUGAAAUAUCAUGGCUUGCGUUUUGUUACUUCAUCAAUGGAGAAGAAAAUGCAGUCAAAAAAUGGUGAAAAGAAGGUGACCCCAGCUCAAGUUCAAGAAACAGAAAGUCCAGAAGAAUCAUCAGAUGUUGAGGGGCAGAUGAAGAAGAAUGAACACAGUACAAGUGCAUCUGUUGCCAAUCAUAUUGUUGCAUCUGCUGCUUCCUAUUUGCAUUCUCAAACAAAGAGCAUUCCUCCUUUUAAGUCCUCAAAGGCUGCAACAGAGGACUCCUCUCCUGGAGGUGAAGGGGCCAGUGAUAAUAUUGAUGCAACAAGAUCAGAGGUGGCUUCUUUUGUGGCAACUACUAACUCAGUAACAGCUGUGGUUGCUGCAAAGGAAGAAACAAAGCAAGCUGUUGCAGAGGACUUGAACUCUGCAAAUUCAAACCCUUGUGAAUGGUUCAUUUGUGAUGAUGAUCAGAACGAGACGAGAUUCUUUGUUAUUCAGGGUUCGGAGUCCAUGGCUUCUUGGCAAGCAAAUCUACUCUUUGAGCCCAUUAAGUUUGAGGGACUAGAUGUACUUGUACACAGAGGGAUUUAUGAAGUUGCCAAAGGUAUAUAUGAACAGAUGCUACCUGAAGUCCAUGCCCACUUAAAGUCUCAUGGUGACUCUGCAACUUUCCGCUUCACUGGGCAUUCCCUUGGGGGUAGCUUGUCAUUGCUCAUAAAUCUCAUGCUCUUGAUACGGGGUGAAGUCCCAUCAUCCUCCUUACUUCCUGUUAUAACAUUUGGUGCCCCAUCUAUCUUGUGUGGAGGGGAUCAGCUUCUUCACAAGUUUGGCUUACCAAGGAGCCAUGUUAAAGCAAUUACCAUGCACCGAGACAUUGUACCCCGGGCUUUCUCUUGCAGUUACCCUGAUCACAUUGCUGAACUUCUUAAGGCUGUUAAUACCAAGUUCCGUAACCAUCCGUGUCUAAAGGACCAGAAACUAUUGUAUGAGCCCAUGGGUGAGCUUCUGAUCCUACAGCCAGAAGAGAAAUUUUCUCCACACCACCACCUUCUUCCCUCUGGUAGUGGUCUAUACCUUCUAAAAGGCCCGGGUUCAGAUACAUCUGAUGCAGAGAAGCACCUCCGGGCUGCACAAACUGUGUUCUUGAACUCGCCUCACCCACUUGAGAUCCUUAGUGACCGGUCAGCUUAUGGUUCUGAUGGCACCAUUUACAGGGACCACGACAUGAACUCCUACUUGAAGUCUGUGCGGGUUGUGGUCCGUCAGGAGCUCAAUCGUAUCAGGAAGACCAAAAGGGAACACCGGCGCCAGAUGUGGUGGCCCUUCGUGGCUCCACGCAUCAUCCACGUGGGAACAAUUGUGGACAAGAAUGUGGCAUCUGAUAACACUGGUCAGCACCAGCCCAGCUUGUCUGGCAUCUUUAGGAAUGGGAGGCCGACCUUGAAGCGGUUCAGUAGGUCAGUUGCAUCACAGCACUUGCAUUUGCUUGUUGUGCUUCUGUUCCCUGCAAGGUUGUUGCUGUUGGCGACUGAUGCUUUGAUCAGUUUCCAUUGAAUAAGGAAGAGCUUGGGGACAUAUCUGUUCUUACGGAAUUGCCAUUGGUCUUGGCAGAUGAGUAGAUUGUUAAAUUGUACAGGUUGAAUCAAUUGGCUGGUGGAUAGGGAGGUCAUUCUUUAUUUAUUGGUUUUACAAAAUAUUCUUUCCCUCAAAAGAAAAGGUAGGACGGGAGCUGGAAUGUAGAGAACAAAUAUAUUGAUUUUAUGAAUGAAACCAGAGGGCCUUGAAAUUUGGCAUUGCAGUA
Molecule: messenger RNA, 2658 nt
Organism: Macadamia integrifolia
Lineage: Eukaryota; Viridiplantae; Streptophyta; Magnoliopsida; Proteales; Proteaceae
Product: phospholipase A1 PLIP2, chloroplastic-like
Exons: 5
Coding region: 201-2411 (736 amino acids)
Biological process (GO): lipid metabolic process
Molecular function (GO): glycerophospholipid phospholipase A1 activity
Source: RefSeq, a predicted model, not a curated record